CGAUCUCAUGGAUGGUUUGAACACUCACCCUAGAAACAUCACACCAUGUGUUCUCUAUGUUUGCAGAGUUCAUGGCCCCUUGAAUCCACUCAUCGUUUCUAGGUUGAUAAACCCUGGGGCAGGGUGCAAGUGGAGAUGAGGGUUGAGCGGUGUGAGUUGGGUAUUUGGAGCUGCAGAGCUUUCUACCUUCAAGCUGCUCUGUGUUGGUCAUGGGAGGGAGUAUUUACUGAAUGAAUGAAUGUAUGUGUGUGUGUGUGUGUCCAACUCUGUUCUCCAUUGCAGGAUAAAACCAAAAUGAAUCUCCACCUACUUCUGGCUCUUCUACUUGGGACAGUUUCAGCUUUUCAUCUGAGAAAGUGUCCUUGGCCUUCAGCCUUUCUUUCUCUACUUGACUCCUUACUAUAUUGGGGAGGUGCCAGAAAGUGGGGCAAAGGAGAUCCCUGUGGAGGGAUGCUGCUAGAGGAAGAGGAAGACAGGGGCUCUGGAAGUGAAGAUGCCCCCAGGGAAGAGGGGGUUGUUGAGUCCAUCUCAGCCUUGGAUGAGGUAGACAGGGGCCUUCAGUGUCCUAAGGAUGAGGACACAGUAAAACUGGAGGGCAUCCCUGGAUGCAAGACCUGCCGCUUCCUCCUGUUAACUUGCCAGAGGUGCUACCGGGGCAGACUCAUCUCCAUCCACAACUUCAGCCUUAAUUACCAGAUCCAGUGCUUCGUCCGACAGAUCAACCAGGGCCAAGUCUGGAGCGGAUGCCAGGUCACCGGCUGGGGUCGCUGCACACACUUUUGCUGGCUCGAGGGCACUCCCUGGAAUUUUGCAUACGGGGCUGCUGGCCAGCCCUGGGGCAGUGCUGGUAGAUGUGUGACCCUGUGCACCCGAAGAGGCCACUGGCGUCGAGCUCCCUGUGGCGUGGGUCUCCCGUUCAUCUGUUCCUACUGA
Delphinapterus leucas (beluga whale) is the source of this 933-nucleotide messenger RNA. The record is from RefSeq and is a predicted model, not a curated record. Lineage: Eukaryota; Metazoa; Chordata; Mammalia; Artiodactyla; Monodontidae.